This is a messenger RNA of Aplysia californica (California sea hare), 3821 nucleotides long. RefSeq lists its product as uncharacterized. The record is from RefSeq and is a predicted model, not a curated record. Lineage: Eukaryota; Metazoa; Mollusca; Gastropoda; Aplysiida; Aplysiidae. Gene Ontology annotation, molecular function: monocarboxylic acid transmembrane transporter activity. Gene Ontology annotation, biological process: monocarboxylic acid transport; transmembrane transport.
GAGGAGGAGGAGGAGGAAGAAUGCAGCGGGAGGUCCUCCAGCUCGGGAGGUAUCCCCGCGGCGCCCGAUGGAGGGUGGGGAUGGCUGAUCAUGAUAGCGUCCUUCUGCUGUAUCAUGAUCGUGGAUGGAGUGUGUUUCUCCUUUGGCGUGCUGGUGCCGGAGUACAUACGCGUGUUUAAUGUGUCCCACACGCAAGUAGGAUGGGUGGGAUCUACGUUGGCUGGCAGUUAUCUGCUCGUUGGUCCGUUUGUGAGCGCGAUGUGUGCGCGGUACGGCUGUCGCAAAGUGACCAUGGCGGGGAGUGUGGUGUCUAUGGUGGGCUUCUGUUUGAGCACCUUGUCUACCAGCAUUGAGAUGCUUAUGGUGACUUAUGGAGUUAUUGGAGGUGUGGGUUUCGGAAUGAUCUACCUCCCCAGCAUCGUGUGUGUGGGCUACUGGUUCGACAAAAAGCGCGCCUUCACAACGGGCAUCGCGCUGUGCGGCUCCGGCGUGGGCCAGUUCCUGUUUGCUCCGUUGGCCCGCUACCUUCUGACGGAGUAUACCUGGCAGGGGAUGAACAUGAUCAUGGCGGGGAUUGUCUUCAAGUGCGCGGUGUGUGGUAUGCUCUUCCUCCCCGUCGAUAAACGUACGAAGAUGUGGCCGCGUAAGCCCACGCAGUCCCGCGUGGAGAUUGAGCGGGGUACCAUCAUGAAGGCGCUGAUCGAGGAUAAGAAACGGCAGAGGACCAUCUCCAACGGGUCGCUGGACAACUGCAUCAUCACCCGCGACAACCGCCUGGUCAAGCUGGACCCCAAGAUUUUCGAGCUAAAGAGGAAUAACUCCCUCAUCGCAAAGUUCAAGCGCCAGAUGGGAUUCAGCUCGCAGAGCCUGGCCAAUUCGAAAAACAGCCUUCAGGGGAUUCCCAGUAUUGUGAUAGACGCCGUGCAGAAAGACUUGAACAAUGGCGGCAGCGCGGGAUCGCCGAUUUACCAGCCCAAUGGCACGCGAGUUCAGCAGCUCUCGCAGACGCACCUGCAGAAACGGGGGUCGCUGCCCGACGGACGCGGCUCGCUUCCCAUCGUCGCUAACGGCAACGGUGCGAUUGUUUCUAACGGGAAUUUCCACCACCACCCCCACGUUGUGUCUAACGGUUGCGUGAGCGCGGGAGGAGGCGGGAUGCUGCACAAUAACGGGUCGAUCAACCCGUCCAGCGUUAACGGCGGGGGUACCGGGAUGCCCAAAACUCGAAGCUGCGACCGUCUGCCCAAUGAAGACCCGUGGCUGCGACAGUGCGACCAAGACGCUCUCGUCAAUGCGGUGGCCGGCGGAGAGUUGCGGGGACUGAGCCUACAGGAUGUGGUCGGGGCGCCCGUGUUGACUCGCUCGGCCAGCGACCUGCCAUCGUCACAAGGGUUGCCUUCCCUUGACGGUAGCGUCAUCAGUAUCCAGGUCAUACCUAACGGCGCCUGCGGAGUAGGAAACAGCGCUAUGGGGCUGAGGCACAGAUCCAGUAACUCCAUGGGUGAGUACUCGACCCAGCUGACCGGCUCACAGGCUUCCUACGUGUCGCUGGGGAGUGUGGUGAGCGUGCCGCAGGUGCAGGCGAGCCUGGAGGAGCUGGAGCGCGAGAUGGCGCGGCAACAAUCCAUGUGGUGGCGCUGGUGGCGUAUCCUCAAGGAUAUGUUUGACUUGACGCUACUCUUCAACCCCGUGUUUGCGCUGUUGGUGUUUUCUAGCUUCAUUACUUUGCUAGCGUUCUUCGUGCCCUACUUCUACCUCCCGGAGAAGGGUCGCAUGAUGGGAAUGUCUGCCGACUCCGCCACGUUCCUCAUCUCCAUCGUGGGAAUCACCAACACUGUGGGCCGUGUGGUGUCGGGAUGGUUCGCCGACCGACCUUGGGUCAACACUCUGUACAUGAACAAUGUGGCGCUGGUGGUGGCUGGAAUCUCACUGCUGAUGUGUCCGGCCUGUGAGGACCAGAUCAUGCUGGCUGUGGUCGCCGCCACUUACGGGCUCAGUCUUGCUGUGUUUAACUCGCUGCGGUCCAUCCUCCUGGUGGAGUUGUUGGGCCUAGAGACGCUCACCAAAUCCUUCGGGCUGCUCAUCUUGUUCCAGGGCGUGGCCGCAUUCAUCGGGGCGCCUAUUGCUGGCAAGGUGAUCGACGUGACAGGCUCCGUAGACAACUCCCUGUACCUGGCCGGUGGUCUCAUCGUCCUAUCUGGCCUGCUCAUGUUCCCCAUCAGGUUCCUGCAGAAGUCGCAGAAGGGAGACAAGAAAAUGACGGUGCCCUUCCUGUCCACCGCUUUGCCCAUUAGGCAGACCCUCCGGAUUGAGUCGUCUGGCGUGUAGUUCUUCGCGCGUCUCACGGCUAGUUCCUCGUUCGUACGUUUGUUCGGAGCCAUGUGCCCAAGAAGGAAAGAAAAAAAAAAGGGAAAUAAAUUGUGAAUAAUGUGUUACGUUUUUUAUUUUCUACGUACACGAACACGGACGAGCGUGCUCGCUGACAUGGUGUGAACACAAACACUUUCGAUGAAGAAAGACGAUGAUAAUGAUGAUAAUAAUGUUCAUGAUAACAACUCCUCUCUUGUUUUGUUUUUUUUCAUCGUCAAAUAAUGUUACUGGGGAUUAGUGUUCCCCCACUUUUUUUUUUUGUAACCGUGCUGUGUUGAAGGAGGUGACGGUGGAUAGAGAGAAGGAGGAGGAGGUGACGGACUGUGGAUAGAAGAGGAAGGAGUUGAUGGCGGAUAGAGAGAAGAAGGAGUUGGUGGAUAGAGAGAACUGACUCAAGUCAUGUACAGAAACAGAAGCACAAACAACAACAGAUGACUGCUCUCUCCGCUCCUGCUGCAGGAUUUCGAAAAAAAAUAAUUUUUUAUUAUAAAAAAAACACAAAAACCAAACCCCCUUUUACUCUGAACAUGAUGUGUUUUUUGUGUUUUUUUUGUCUCUGGGAGAUGAAAUUUUGGAGAAUUUUUAUUCUGUCUGUCACCGUCAAUACUGAGUUGAGACUAAAAUGGCCUACCUUUGUGUAUAUGUGUGUGUGUGGGGAUGUGUGUGUGUGGGCGUGCGCGUUGUGGGAUGUGAGAAGAUGAAUGGGAUAUGUUAUGUGUGAUGUGAGAGACUCCACCUUAAUGCCCCUAUGUUACCCGACUCUGGCAUUAAUUGUAUUACUGUGAAUAAAAAUAAACAAGUUCUUUUUCGACUUGUGGAUAAUUAAGCAAGAUUUUUAUGUAUGAAGUUGUUGUACACCAAAUUCUGUUUUUGCUGAGGUAAUGUUCCUCAAGUCACUCACGGAAUAAAUUUUUAUGAAAACUAGAUAUAUGUCAAAUUCCUUUCUUUGGUCAUUUUUCUACUAAUACCUUUUGAGUUAAUUAUUUCUAAAACUUAUUUUACAGAUGAUACAUUUACAAAUCUGACACAUUAACGGAAGUAUUUUGUCUGUCAAGUUAUUUUUGCCACGAAUAUCUUUCGGGGAUGGGAUGGAAACUUUACUAGAUAUUAACCUGAGGUGCAUAGGACGAUGUCUGUCUGUCUUUCUUUUCAUAAGCUAACAAAAUAUGUCUGAAGUUUUCUUCAAUUUUCUCUCCCUCUCUAUUUCGAAAAAUGAGGAGUAAGGUUUUUGGUGUGUGUGUGUCGUAAAGCGGAGUGUAGAAUGGUGUGUGACCUUGGUGAAGGACUUUCAACAGCUACACUGCGGUGGCUGGGAGAGAUACGGAUAGACUGAGUGGGUGAGAGAGAUAAAGAUAGACGGAGUGAGUGAUUGAGGGGAGUUAGUGAGUAUGUGGUUGUGGAGGUUCCCACAAGAAUGUGUGUUAGUAUUUGGCAUUUGGCAUUUGUCUGGA